AUGGAACUAUCCAACAAGCUUUCCAAUCUCAGGAAAGAUAUCGAUAGCGUGGAGAAUGAGAUUAAAGAUAACGUGAUUUCAAACCAAAACGAGCUGUUCAAGUACAGCGAGAGUUACAGCAAUAUCAACAAUUAUAAUAUAUCCGGCACAAGCCAGCAACUAUACGACAAGAUAUCUCAACUUAAGUCAAAGAUAUCCGCAGAUUAUGACGAGCUUUCGAAUGAUAUCGUGGAUUUGACUAAUGUCGAAUCUGCGCUGAAUCUACUGCGACAGGUAUUCAAAUUUAGAACGUUAUCCUCAUUACUGGAUAGAAGGCUACAGAAUAGCGUGAUAAACGAUCAAGAUAUCGCCCAGAUUGUGCUUACAGUCGAAGAACUCGACAAAAUGCUGCUAAACCCAGAUUUAAACAAGCUCAAAAUUCAAAUAACUCAAAAUCAAGCUCAAUUGAUCACUUAUUGCUUUCUAACAAAGGUUUCUUGA
Messenger RNA from Wallemia ichthyophaga EXF-994, 480 nucleotides. RefSeq lists its product as uncharacterized. The record is from RefSeq and is a predicted model, not a curated record. The transcript has 2 exons. The coding region runs from base 1 to 480 and encodes 159 amino acids. NCBI's taxonomy places the organism in Eukaryota, Fungi, Basidiomycota, Wallemiomycetes, Wallemiales, Wallemiaceae.